Molecule: messenger RNA, 1608 nt
Organism: Condylostylus longicornis
Lineage: Eukaryota; Metazoa; Arthropoda; Insecta; Diptera; Dolichopodidae
Exons: 3
Coding region: 1-1608 (535 amino acids)
Source: RefSeq, a predicted model, not a curated record
AUGUAUACAGAAUUAGGUGUCAACACUAAGGUAUUAUGCUGCGUUACUAUCGCUUAUGCUGCACCACAAUAUAAUUAUCAACAACCAGCUGCAGCUCCAGCUCCAGCUGCUUCAUUUGGUGGAUCUGUACAGAGUUUCGGUGCAGCUCCAGCUGCAGCCGCACCAGUUGCACACAGUGUAGCACCAGGUGUAGCACAUGGCGCUGCUGGUGGUCAUAGGCAAGCAGGUCCAGCCGUAUGGAAUAAACAAUACUUCAUUCAUGCAGCACCAGAGGAUGAUGGUUUAGAUGGAUCUGCCGCUAAUUUGGAUAAUUCUCAAUUUAAAAGAAACUUACGCGUUGUUAUUGUUAAAGCACCAGAAAACAAAGGUCUCACGGAAGCUGCCUUACAACUCGCCAAAUCAGCUAGUGAAGAUAAAACUGCCAUCUAUGUACUCAAUAAACAGACAGAUUUGGGUGAACUCCAAAAUCAACUUAGCCAAUUACAAGAUGCUGAAGGACAUAAACCAGAAGUUCACUUUGUUAAAUAUAGAACACAAGAAGAAGCUGAACAUGCGCAACACUCCAUCCAAAGUCAAUAUGAUCAACAGUAUCAAGGCCCAUCACAAGUCAGUAACGAAGGUGUUGCCCCAGUUGAAAAUUAUGUUGGAUCUGCAGGAGGAUCAAGUGGUGGAAGCUUCGGUGGAGCCGGUGGUUUUAGUGGUGCUGGUGGUUUUGGUAGCGCUGGUUUCGGCGGAGCUGGUGGUUCUGGUUUUGGUGGUGCUAGUCUUGGAGGUGCAGUGUCAUCUGGAGGCGCAGGUGGAUUUGAAGGUGCCGGAUCCCAACAAUCAUUCCCAUCCGUCAGCAACCAAUAUUUGCCAGCAGGACGCGUGAUUGUAUCACUUGUUAAUUUGAUACGUGCAUCACCACAAGGAUAUAAUUAUCAACAAGAUUUACAACAGCAACAAUAUCAUCAGCAAUCUCAGCAAUUAAUAAAUAAUUUAUUACCACAAACAACAUAUAAUCAACAACGUCAACAACAAUUAAAACAAUCAAUUCCACCAGCUCCAAUUAUAACCAAAGAUUAUUAUGUACAUUCAGCUCCAGAUGAUGCUGAUGAUGACAAUUCAUUAGGUGACAAUUCUGGCCCUACACCAGUUCAUAAACAUUAUCGUGUAAUUUUCAUCAAAGCACCAUCACAAAAUAAAUUGGCCGCUCAAGCCUUAAAAAUAGCACAAGCACAACAAGAAGAAAAAACUGUUAUAUAUGUUUUAAGUAAAAAAACUGAUUUAAUUGAUUUACAAAAUCAGUUAGUUAAACAGAAUGGUCAAUCACAAGUAUCAAAACCAGAAGUAUUCUUUAUAAAAUAUAAAACACAAGAAGAAGCACGUCAUGCGCAACAGCAAAUUCAAGCGCAAUAUGAUUCGUUAGGUGGAACAAGUUCAAUAACUGAUGAAGGUUUUGCACCAGUAACUUCUGUUAUCGGCUCAUUGGCAAAUAAACCUACUGCAUUUUCUUUACCAAAAUCAAAUUAUAAUGGAAAUAGCAAUAAUCAACCUGUUCAAUUGGAACGAUUACCGUUACCAGGUUCAACUUAUUUACCAUCUAACCGAUAUAGAUUUUUAAUAUAA